Vidua chalybeata is the source of this 1100-nucleotide messenger RNA. It is a transcript of the gene UBFD1, whose product is annotated as ubiquitin family domain containing 1. The coding region runs from base 129 to 998 and encodes 289 amino acids. The record is from RefSeq and is a predicted model, not a curated record. Gene Ontology annotation, molecular function: cadherin binding; RNA binding. NCBI's taxonomy places the organism in Eukaryota, Metazoa, Chordata, Aves, Passeriformes, Viduidae. The transcript is spliced from 7 exons.
CGAUCUGGGGGCCGCCGCCGCCCCCGCGCUGAGAGGCGGGCGGGGGCGACUACGGGAGCCGGCGCGGCCCAGCAGCGGCGGCGGCGGCGUUUCCCGGCGUGCCCCGCGGCGGAUUGUACACAAUCAUCAUGGCUGCCGCCGCCGCCGCCGCCGAUGGUGCCGAGGAGCCGGGCAUGGAGGCGGAGGCGCAGGAGCUGCCGCUGGGCUGCGGCGGAGCGGGCGGCUCGCCGGCGGCGGGCAGGUCUCCGGAGGGCGAGGAGCGCCGGGAGCCUCCGCCGGCGGCUGUCAGCAACGGCGGCGACGAGGACAGCGGCAGAGAGCUGGUGGAGCUGAAGGUGAUCUGGAACAAGAACAAGUACGACGUGAAGUUCUGCCUGGACAGCACGGGAGCCGAGCUGAAGCAGAAGAUCCACUCGCUCACAGGCCUCCCGCCGGCCAUGCAGAAAGUCAUGUUCAAGGGACUUCUGCCAGAGGAGAAAACCCUGCGGGAAAUCAAAGUAACGAACGGAGCGAAAAUCAUGGUUGUGGGCUCUACCAUCAACGAUGUGCUAGCAGUAAAUACACCCAAAGAAGCUGCUCAACAGGAGGUCAAAGCUGAGGAAAACAAAAAGGAGCCGCUUUGCAGACAAAAGCAACACAGAAAAGUGUUGGACAAAGGAAAGCCUGACGAUGUGAUGCCUUCUGUCAGAGGCGUGCAGGAGCGGCUGCCCACGGUGCCGCUGUCCGGCAUGUACAACAAGUCAGGGGGGAAAGUCAGAUUGACCUUCAAACUCGAGCAAGACCAGCUGUGGAUUGGUACAAAAGAGAGAACAGAAAAGUUACCCAUGGGGUCCAUUAAAAAUGUGGUGAGUGAACCUAUUGAAGGCCAUGAGGAUUAUCACAUGAUGGCAUUUCAGCUGGGCCCAACAGAAGCAUCUUACUACUGGGUCUAUUGGGUCCCAACUCAGUAUGUCGAUGCAAUCAAAGACACGGUGCUGGGGAAGUGGCAGUAUUUUUGAAAGCACGCUCACCUCUGGCACAGGAAAAUGACACAAAUCUAAGGACACUGCUGGGAGAGGCCUCCAACAUCCCUGGAUGUGACAGUCCUGGAACUUAUUAUU